UCCUGCAAGUCUCCCUCCAUUCCGUCUCUACCUCCUUUCCUGAAGGUCAUUUUUUCAUAUCUUUAAUCUUUCUUUUUACAAUUUCUCGACUUGAGUUCAGUCGAUUUUUAUCAAUUCUUUCUUUGGGUUUCUCGUUACGAUAGUCUUGUUCAUUGAGGUUUUGUUUAAUAGCUUUCAAGGGUUCUCUUCCAAUUUGUUCAAUUGGUUUUUACACCCAACAUCCAAUUGCUUUCUGAGUUGGUGGUUGGUGAAAGAAGCCUCAUUGUUCGAUGUUUUUGGCGUCAGAAUCAUACGCCCUUUUGUAGAAUAAAGAUACGAGGUUUUAGUAUUUUUAUCGUCUGUGAGUAGUAUUAAGUAGUAAUAGAAUCAGAUGGGAAAUAACUGUGUGGGAUCGAGAUCUUGUCCCAAUUACGGACUCCUCCAAUCGAUUUCGACUUCUGUUUGGUGGUCUAGAACGUCGGACUGCAUUGUUUCUAACAAAGGAAUAACCAGUGGAUCCUCCUCUGUGCAUAACGAAUCAGAAUUCCAUUUCCCUGUUGUACAGAACAAGCCCCCGGCAACGGUGAAGAUGGUCAAUGGAGAUACUAAAUUGGCAGAGCCGCUAAGUCAUGAAGAGGAGAGUAAAUUAUCAAAACCCGAAAACCGGGAGGAAAAUACUAAUAAAACAGGGGAACCAAUGAGGCACGAGAAAGAGAGUACGAAACCUACACAGCCGGCAAGAUCAAAGCAGGAGGACGAGCAGGAGGUUACUGAUAAGCAAUCAAGGCCGAGGAAUAAGCCUUUUCAUGUGAAGAGGAUGGCGAGUGCGGGGCUUCAGGCCGACUCGGUGUUGCAAACCAAGGCGGGCCAUUUGAAGGAGUACUACAACUUGGGGAAGGAGCUUGGACACGGGCAGUUUGGGAAGACUUUUCUUUGUGUGGAUAAGGUGACCGGGAAAGAGUACGCCUGCAAAUCCAUCGCUAAGAGGAAGUUGUUGACGAAGGAAGAUGUGGAAGAUGUGAGGAGGGAGAUUCAAAUAAUGCACCAUUUGGCGGGGCUGCCUAAUAUAGUUUCCAUCCGAGGGGCUUAUGAGGAUGCCGUUGCAGUUCAUGUUGUGAUGGAGUUGUGCGCAGGGGGUGAGCUCUUCGAUAGGAUCAUUCAGCAGGGGCAUUUUACGGAAAGAAAGGCAGCACAGCUCACUAGGACUAUAGUUGGUGUCGUAGAAGCCUGUCACUCUUUGGGUGUCAUGCAUUGUGAUCUUAAGCCUGAGAAUUUUCUUUUUGUCAACGAGCAGGAGGAUUCGCCUCUUAAGGCUAUAGAUUUUGGAUUAUCAGUAUUCUUCAAGCCAGGGGAGGUUUUCAGUGACGUCGUUGGAAGUCCAUAUUACGUUGCCCCUGAAAUUUUGUGCAAGCAUUACGGUCCAGAAGCAGAUGUUUGGAGUGCUGGAGUGAUCCUUUACAUUCUUUUAAGUGGCGUGCCUCCAUUUUGGGCCGAAACGGAGAAAGAAAUAUUUGAAGAAGUUUUGCAUGGUGAUCUUAACUUCUCAUCAGAUCCCUGGCCUAAUAUCUCCGAGAGUGCUAAAGAUUUAGUUAGAAAGAUGCUCGUCAGAGACCCAAGAAAGAGGAUAACUGCGCAUGAAAUAUUGUGCCACCCUUGGAUUCAGGUUGAUGGCGUGGCUCCAGACAAGCCUCUUGAUUCUGCAGUCUUGAGUCGCUUAAAACAGUUUUCUGCAAUGAACAAGCUUAAGAAGAUGGCUCUUAGAGUUAUUGCACAGCACCUCUCUGAAGAAGAAAUUGCUGGGUUAAAAGAAAUGUUUAAGGUGAUAGACGCUGACAAUAGUGGUCAAAUUACUUUUGAAGAACUCAAACAUGGACUGGAAAGAUUUGGUGCCAAUCUGAAUGAAUCUGAAAUACACGAUCUUAUGCACGCUGCAGAUGUUGAUAAUAGUGGCACAAUUGAUUAUGAUGAGUUCAUUGCUGCAACAUUGCAUCUAAACAAAAUCGAGAGGGAUCACCUAUUUGCAGCUUUUUCAUAUUUUGAUAAAGAUAGCAGCGGCUAUAUCACUCAAGAUGAGCUUCAACAGGCUUGUGAGGAGUUUGGCAUCGAGGAUUCCCACUUGGAAGAAAUGAUUCGAGAAGUAGAUCAGGAUAAUGACGGAAGAAUAGAUUACGAUGAGUUUGUAGCCAUGAUGGAAAAAGGCAACACCAACUUGGGUAAGAAGGAUCUACAUAGUGGUUUUAGCAUGGGAUUUAGGGAAGCACUUACUGUUUGUUGAUAUAAUUAAGGCCUUCUUUUUUUUAAUCCUUUUUUACCAUGUAACUUCUUCUUCCCAAUGGUUUUGUGAAAAGUAUACGACUCCUAGCUCCUUGUAAGGUCCGAGAAACAUCAGGUGCUUGUAAAUAGUAAAUGCCUGAUCCCUUUCACGUUGAAUUUACUUGACUAAAUGCGUGUUUGAUGGGUUAUA
This is a messenger RNA of Juglans regia (Persian walnut), 2443 nucleotides long. RefSeq names its product calcium-dependent protein kinase 26-like. The transcript is spliced from 7 exons. Bases 371 to 2254 code for a protein of 627 amino acids. Lineage: Eukaryota; Viridiplantae; Streptophyta; Magnoliopsida; Fagales; Juglandaceae. The record is from RefSeq and is a predicted model, not a curated record. Gene Ontology annotation, biological process: protein autophosphorylation; peptidyl-serine phosphorylation; intracellular signal transduction. Gene Ontology annotation, cellular component: nucleus; cytoplasm. Gene Ontology annotation, molecular function: calmodulin binding; calcium-dependent protein serine/threonine kinase activity; ATP binding.